AUGGACACAUCCAUGGGCACAUCGACCCUCCCGGGGCACGUUCUUCGAGGCAUGAGGGAAACACUGCAUGAAUUUCAGCUAUCUGACUGCUGGAGUGUCUUACACCAUGCCGACAAAGACUACUCAUACUACUCCCCACCCCACAAAUCCUACUCUCGUACUGACUACUUUUUCAUCACCCACCGCCACCUAGACGACCUCCACUCGGCUACGAUUGCACCAAUAAUCUGGUUGGAUCAUGUCCCGAUCAUCAUCAUGCUCACGUCACGGAAACAAUGGGUCUGGAGACUCAACAAAUCACUACUGGAAGACGCACUACUCAAAGCUGAAAUAGAAGACCAACUAGAACAUUUCUUCCUCGAGAACACACCGAGGGAUUCCAACCCGGAGACGAUCUGGGAAACACACAAGUGUGCGAUAAGAGGCACUCUAAUCCGCCAAGCCAAUGCCAUCAGCACCCCCGAGAGACAUCCACGCAGACGCGGAGAAGGCAUUCGACAGGGCAGAUUGGCCUUUCCUGUUUGA
Pelobates cultripes (western spadefoot toad) is the source of this 525-nucleotide messenger RNA. Lineage: Eukaryota; Metazoa; Chordata; Amphibia; Anura; Pelobatidae. The record is from the annotation of a GenBank genome assembly.